This is a messenger RNA of Diaporthe amygdali, 2529 nucleotides long. Its product is annotated as glutaminase a. The transcript has 3 exons. The coding region runs from base 1 to 2529 and encodes 842 amino acids. NCBI's taxonomy places the organism in Eukaryota, Fungi, Ascomycota, Sordariomycetes, Diaporthales, Diaporthaceae. The record is from RefSeq and is a predicted model, not a curated record.
AUGCGCUUGAGCCUGUUAAGCCAGGCCGCUGCGGCUGCUCUUGCGAGCGCCUCGACUCUUACGCCCCCAAUUCUACCACUGGUGGUCCGGAAUCCAUACCUCAGCACGUGGGUCCCGUCGCGCCAUGCGCCUUGGGAACAGUGGCCCAUCUUCUGGACUGGGCGCACGGUUGGUUUUUCCGUGCUGGCUGCAGUUCCGGACACGGGCGACGUCUACCCACUCCUCGGUCGACCCCAGGACUCUCUUGGAGGCUCUGGACGUGACUACAACGUGACUUUUCCCGAGUACCUCGGCGCCACUUUCGAUGCUUCCACUACGAACCUCACCUACUUGAUUGCCGCCCCCAAAGACAAAGAUGAGCCUGUCAAGCUUACCUUGUCCUUCCUUUCCCCAAUUACCCCAACAUCCACUCUGAGACAGUCACUACCAGCUGCGUAUUUGACCGUCUAUGCCGAAGGGUCCUUCGACGUAAACUUGUACAUCGACCUGAAUGGGGAAUGGGUUACAGGCAACAGGGACAACGACAUCGAAUGGAGGCUUCAGCAGACCCAAUCCACGACCCGGACGAAAUCAUCCGCCGGCAUAAAGACAUGGAAGGUCAAUCGCCGCACUCAACAGCUUCUUACCGAGUUCGAUGACCGGGCGGAGUGGGGGACCCUGUUCUUUUCCGCACCGGAGGACGUGCAGCACGAGAGCGGUGUCUCGGCCAUCUUGCGCAAGCACUUUUCUGCACGAGGCGAGCUCCGCAACGCGAACGAUGAUAAAUUCCGCAGGAUCAUGGACGAGGAGCCCGUUUUCGCAUUUUCGAAGUCUUUCAAGCUGGGUUCCUCGUCUAAGGCCGCCGGCACCAGUGCACAGAAUAAUGUCGGCACGAAGAGCGGCAGCGUGAGGUUCACCUUCGCUCUGGCUCAAGACCCAGUGGUCCAAUUUGCGGCUGCCAGGGGAUUGACCUAUAUGCGCCCAUUCUGGGCCACCUACUUCCCUGUCGCGGAAGAAAUGGUUGAAUACCAUUACCAGGACUUUGACACUGCGAGUGACUUGGCCAGUAACUACUCACGGCAGCUGGACAUUGAUGCCUAUGCUUCAGGCUCAUCUGACUACCGAGACAUUGCCGCCCUGUCUGCGCGUCAAGUCCUGGGUGCUACCCAAUUUUCGGGCACUCCGGACAACCCGAUUUUGUUCCUCAAGGAAAUCUCAUCGAACGGCAACUUCCAAACCGUGGAUGUCAUCUUCCCUGCUUUCCCAUUCUUCCUGUACACCAACCCCAGGUGGCUGGCCUACUUGCUCGAGCCUCUUUUGGAGCAUAUGGGAAGCGGUCAGUACCCCAACAAGUAUAGCAUGCACGAUCUCGGUUACCACUUCCCCAACGCCACGGGUCACAGUGAUGGUAACGACGAGUACAUGCCUCUGGAGGAGUGUGGAAACAUGCUCAUCAUGGGUCUUGCCUUGGUCAACGCAUACAAAUAUGACACUCAGCCGGCAUUCCUGAACAUGGUGUCUGCGGACAGUGUCGGCAUGGCAAAGGUCAAGGAAACCUCGAUUGUCGAUGAGUACGGCAUGGACCGCGCAUGGGGUCAUGGCCAAGAGGUAGAGACUACUGACCUCAAAGAAGCGCAGAAAUGGGUUCAGAAGUCGUACAAGCUGUGGAAGCAGUGGACUGUCUACCUCAUUGAAGAGGCAUUGGAGCCCAAGAACCAACUGUCCACGGACGACUUUGCAGGCUGGCUCAGCCUACAGACCAACCUGGCGCUGAAAGGCAUCAUUGGUAUUCGAGCCAUGAGUGAGAUCUCGAGCAUUCUGGGCGAGACCAAGGACGCCAAAUACUACCGCGAGAUUGCGGAUGACUACAUCGCCAAGUGGCAGGAUCUCGGCCUCUCCAAGGACAAGCAGUUCCCCAAACUCUCGUAUGAAUGGUAUGGUUCGUGGACCACCAUCUACAACCUGUUCGCGGAUUCCCUCCUUUGCUUCCAUCUUCCGGAGGACUCGAGCGCCUCUGUGCAGGCGCCGCAGUCAUCAUCGGCGAAGUGGCGCUGGUGGCAAUCAAACGAGCAAGCUCCUAUUUCGGACCAGAAAAACUCAACGACUUUCAUCCCAGACUACGUCUACACGCUGGCGAGCGACUGGUACCACAACGUGAUGCAGCAGUACGGCCUGCCGCUGGACAGCCGUCACCUAUACACCAAGAGCGAUUGGGAGUUCUUCGCAGCAGCUGUUACGAGCAGGUCGACACGAACGGAGAUCCUGACAUUGGUGGCGAAGUGGUUGAACGAGACCGUGACAGACAAGCCGUUCACUGAUCUUUAUGAGACGGAGGGAGAGGGCGGAUACCCGGGCGGCCUGGAGUUCAAGGCCAGGCCUGUCGUAGGUGGCCAUUUCGCCUUCCUCGCCCUGGAGCGGGCCUGUGGUGGCAAAGCAACCGAGGCGCUGAGUUUUCUCGAUGCCGAGGAGCCCAAGCAGCUGGAUGUGAUGGGUCUCCUGGAGGAGGAGAGGCUAUUUGGGCUUUCCCGCGCUGCAGAAAUGGAGUUGUAA